AAUCAAAGAAAAAUAUGAAAUUUUCAAAAAUGGACGGUUGUGUUUUGUUUUGAAAAAUUAACACUCACAUUUGAUUUCGGGUUCAUAAUUGGGAGCUAGUGCUUUAAUAACUUUUAAGCGUGUUAUAUUGUCUAUAGAUUAUAGGAGAAUAGACUAAAAUCAAGUAACUCUAAUAAAUUUAUAAUAAAAUUUAGAAAACAUGCCUAGAACCAAACGUCCUGUACGGAAGCAAGACAAAACAGUUGAAGAUGAUGAUACAUUGAAAAAGUUGAACAAACUUGUACUCGAUGAAAAGAACGUUAUAGACUCCAGGACACAAAUGGAAAUACGUAAUGUUGAAUUGGCCUUCAAGAUUCUGUUGGGUUCGAUCAGCAAUAAGUACUUGCAAAAGACUGUCGGUGAAUUAAAAACAGAAUUACACCUCCAAGAAGUAACGACGAACACAAGGCAAACAAGGAAUUCAAGCAGAUCUGCCUCACAUGAUGAUGCGGUACCGAAGUCUGCGAGUCGAGCCGCGCCUCGGCGGUCGCGCUCGGCGGCGCGCCCCCCCCGCCCCACCGCCGCCCCCUCCCUCAGCGCGCCCCGCCGCCGCUCGCGCUCCGUGUACCGCACCCCCGCCUGCAAUAAGAAUGCGUCGACGUACUACCCUGCAAUCACGCCUAAGGUGACCCCUCAGACACCCCUGACGGUUUUGAGGCAGCCCCGUCAAGGAGAGAUGGUUGUAUCGAUGUCUGGCUCUCCAGUUAUGGUGCCGACGUGUUACACAAUGCAACCUGACGAGAUGGCCAAUUGCAAUAUACUGCUUCAAGAUGGCACAAUGCUCUCCCUUCAACCAAAGCAACUGAGGCAGUCGCAGGCCUACAUCCCGUUCUCAUUGAUGGACACAAACGUUCUUAACCAGCUGAAGACCUUGAAGGAUAAUCUGGAUAAAGUAGUCAAGUUGGGAGAGAAAGUCAUGAAGUGAUUGCGAUAAACCUUAGAUUGUACUAAUGAUGAAGUGAUGUUUUAUUUGUAAUGAUAGUAUUAAACGUAUUUGACUACUGA
This is a messenger RNA of Bombyx mori (domestic silkworm), 1044 nucleotides long. It is a transcript of the gene Borealin, whose product is annotated as borealin-like. Gene Ontology annotation, cellular component: chromosome passenger complex; spindle midzone; chromosome, centromeric region. The transcript is spliced from 6 exons. Gene Ontology annotation, biological process: mitotic sister chromatid segregation. Lineage: Eukaryota; Metazoa; Arthropoda; Insecta; Lepidoptera; Bombycidae. Bases 200 to 964 code for a protein of 254 amino acids. The record is from RefSeq and is a predicted model, not a curated record.